Messenger RNA from Symbiodinium sp. CCMP2592, 2754 nucleotides. NCBI's taxonomy places the organism in Eukaryota, Dinophyceae, Suessiales, Symbiodiniaceae. The record is from the annotation of a GenBank genome assembly.
AUGUCAGAUGUCAGGAGACAUGCAGAACAUCUCUCGGGAGUGAAAUCGGACAUUGCCGGAACGGCCACACCACAGCGAAGUGGCACAUCCAAUGGCAUGAAGCACGUCGUUCUCAACUGCGCCAACAUCGGUUGCACCUACGGAGAGAAUGUCCUGAAGCGUACAAAGCCUGGUCAGAACAAGUUUGACUGGAAGGGUGUCGAGGAUGCCUACCAGUACUAUGAAGGUGCAGGCUUCACAGUCCACGCCAUCAUUGGUCAGCGGCUGCUGAGUCAGGUGGGUGGGCGCGACAAGAUCUCGCAGAAGUUAGAGUCCGCGCUGGUGGUCAUCCCAUCGCGAGAUGGGCUCCCAGACAUCGAUGAUUACUCGACGAUAUUGGAGGCUUACAAGUGGAAGUGCUCCUAUGUCGACAACGACAACUACCGCAACUGGGGGGCACGGAUGAAGGGCCGGCCGGAAGUGGCGAGGUGGUACGGGGAGAACAAGCGACAGCUCCACGUCUCCUAUUACUUUGACCGGUUUGGGAAAUUUACACCUCUCGACGGUGCUGCACCGGGAACUGCAGAGCCUUCUCGCAAAGAUCCGACGCCGAAUCCUCCCGCUACGGCAGCCUCGCAUCCUGUGCAAGAGCUGCCAGCAUUGUCGAGCUCGACUUCCGGCUCUUCUCAGACUGUCGCUGCAGGGAAGGGAGCGCCGGCAUCGCAUGGGCUUGGCAGGCGACGGGCGCAAGAAGCUCGAUCGCAGGGCGAAAAGCGUGUUGUUGAGGAGGCACCGGAAGGCAGCGAGCCUCCAGCGAAGCGCCCUCGUGGAGAGCUGGAGGUCAUUCAACUGGGCAGUGAGAUCAUCGCGCCUCCGACCGGCAACCUCAAGUGGAAGGCAUUAGUGCCUGUCCGGGUCUGGCAGCGUCCGCAGGUUGGCGGAUACCAGGAGUGUCUUCGCAUGCUGGAGCCAGGAGCCACCUUCAUUCAAAUCGCGCAGCAGCCGCGCAAAGGGGAGCCUCGGUGGCUGGCCCUCCAUCCACGUGGUUGGGUCGAGGCCAAUGCCGCAGAUGGCACAGCAACUGUUCAACGGCUCGGAAAUGUUGUCCAGCACAGGCGGCGACAUCUGCAUCGCUCAUGUUUCCACAGAGUUGCCAAGAGCUCCCUGCAUUCUCGGAGUACUCGUGCAGGCUUCUGCCAGAGCCGGUAUCCCUGGAUGCGAAAGCUCGCCCUGGAGGCUCUUGCUGUCAUGGACCCGGAGGACCUGGAGCUGCACUCCGACGUGGUCGCUGGCAGGCUGCAGGAUACCGAUGACGACGUUUGCUUCGAGGCGAUACGAACCCUGAAGCGACUGAAGCCGGACGUCUUGGAGAAGCACGCGGCUGUCUUGUCUCGUCUGCUUGCUGACGAGGACUGGAACGUCCGACUCGCUGCUCUGAGUACGCUUUCCAGGUUGGAGCCGUUGCAGCUCAGUCGCUACAGCCAGGCGCUGAAGGAUCGCUGCACGGAUGAUGUGCAUCAGGUGUCAGAGCUUGCCGGCAAGGUUUGGCAAAGGUUCAUGCAGGACCUUCCACGGCUUGUAGUCACUUGCAGUGCGGCACCGAGUUGCCUGCAGCCUGGUACUCUGAGAAUCAGCUGCAUAAGCAUGGCAGGCAACGAUAUGGCAGACCUGUCCAUGCACGAAUCGGCAAACUGUAAAGAGCUGCGCGAGCUCUUGGCCGAAAGGUUACAAGUGCCAGUUGUCCAGCUGAAACUCCUGACGGCUGGCGCUGCUCCGAAGGAGCUGGUGGAUGAUUUGUCUGUUGGCGAGCCUUUGGCCGCACAGGAUGACUCCUGGAUGUACAUACUGAAGAUGCUGCGAUUGUUUGUGGCUUUGGAACUCUCGGAGAACACAGCACUGAGCUUGGAGUCUGGAGGCACGAUGCUGCGCGAUCUGGGCCUCACUCAAUACAGCCCCCUGAGCAUCAAGGCAGCUUUGGAGGGCCUGCGCGAUGACAGGACCUUGCUUCUCCCUUGUGCACGGUACGACAGUAUUGAGGCCAGCUUGCCAAUCUCUGUCGUCAUGUCGACCUCUUUUUCCCUUCUUCGCGAAGAGCUGGAGAACCGGAUCCACUGGAGCACGGAGCUCGUUGGAACUGACGGCGCUGCAUUUCGUGGAAGUCAGCCGGAGGUCUGCCAACUUUUGGAAGAGGGUGCUGAGAUAGAUCAUCGUGAUGGGUCCCGACUCCGUACCCCCUUAAUGUGGGCAGCCUCCGCUGGCAACGUCGCCAUCUGCAACCAAUUGCUUCACCACGGCGCCAACCCAUGCCUGCGUUCAUCAGGCGCCAAGGCUGCCCAACUGGCAGAGGCCAACGGCUACAACGAGCUUGCUGAGAUGCUGGCGAGAGCGGAGAAGGAGUGGAUGGAGCUGGGGACUGUUCAGAGUGCACUGGCGCCGGCUCCAAAGCCGAGGUUCCGACGGCCGCUUGUCGCUGCCGAUUGUGGGCAGGCACUGGCCCUUUCAGUGCUACUUCUGAGUUGGAUAAUUGGCUGGAGCAGCACCAGCUGGUGCACCUCGGCCGUCCUGGCCGGACUGGCGUUGCUAGCCGCAUUUCUGGUGAUACCAGUCAGAAAGCUAGUUGCGACCAACCUGUGUCGUAGGCGGAGCAAGAGUGUAGUGGCUCCCAUGCCUUUCAAGCCCCAUGCAGCGGCGGACGUCGUUGAGGGGAUUGAGGGGCCUUUGCCAUGUAAUUCAGGAUGCAGGCAGUAUCUCAAGUCUGCGAUCUGGGAAAUGUAA